This is a messenger RNA of Coprinopsis cinerea okayama7#130, 795 nucleotides long. RefSeq lists its product as hypothetical. The transcript has 2 exons. Lineage: Eukaryota; Fungi; Basidiomycota; Agaricomycetes; Agaricales; Psathyrellaceae. Bases 1 to 795 code for a protein of 264 amino acids. The record is from RefSeq and is a predicted model, not a curated record.
AUGUCCAUGAGCUGGGAUUGGGAUCUCGUCUGGCAGGCCGCGCGCUCCGAUACUUCCACAUCCAUCGUCGCCGUCAUGGUCCUCGCUGCCUUCGCGUCUGGAUCGAAAUCGUCACAGGAAAAGUGGCUCAAAGAGCUGCUCGAGGAAAACGAAGCCAGGCUCAGGAAUGAGUUAAGGUCCCUUUCUGACAACUCCACCCAGGACCUCCGGCGAACUGUAAGGGAAUUAGAGGCGAGGGUUAUAGAGCUUACGGAGGACAGCAAAACGUACGCCAAUAACCUCAAGGGUAUGAAGAAUACCUACAUGAAGCUCGUUAUGGACCUGGAGGAGGACAUCAGGGAGUUGAAGGAGAGUCAGGCGAAGGCCAUCAAGGAGUUGAAGAAGUCGCACGCGGGGGAGAUAGAGAGGUUGAAGGAGACUCACUCAAAGAGCAUCCGGGAGCUCAAUGAAGGUCAUGCAAAGGACAUCAAGGUUUUGAAUACCAGACUGGAGGACAAUUGCCGCUCGAGGAGGGACUCGGUUCGGUCGAUGUUUCGCGAAGACCUGGCCAAGGAAAGGGAGGAGCGCAUGUCGGCCGACGCUCAACUCUCGACACGCCUCGCUGAUCUAUGUAAAGACAUGGCCGCACGCAGAGAAAACGACGACGACAGAGUUCAGAGGCUCAAAGCGCUAAUCGUCGAGAGCGAGGAGCGUUGGGAAGACACGUCCGACGAGCUCUACGCCACUACGCGUCUCCUAUCCAACCGGAUCACGGAUGUACAAGACACAGUCGAUACGCAAGUUCCCCGGCUUUGA